AUGGCGGGUUCAUCUGAAUCAGCUGAGCAGCGGGAGGGGACGCGUUCUGUUCGGAUUCCAGAUUUGUUUUCUUCUAUAAUGUCUCCCAAACCAGUGCUUAACCCAAACUAUGCCAAGGUCAAAGCUGAAGGCGAUGAAUGGAUUGCAAGGAUUAUGAAAAUGGACGAGAAAACAAGCGCCAGGAACAAAAGAGUAGACUUCUGCUAUCUUGGUGCUUUAUGGGCGCCAGAUGCUGAUGAAGAAUCGUUACGGGUGUUACUUGAUUGGUGCCACUGGUUCGAUGAAGGUCACUUGAAGGAUGAUCCCGUUGCAGCGCAGGAAGAGAUAAAGGAGACCAUGGCGAUCAUGGAGGAAGAUGUGCAGCUAAUAGAGCCGCACGUAAACCCACUCAGAUACGUCUUUCAGCUCUGCUGGCUUGCGAUUAAUCGAGAAGCAGAAUUGCGGCAGCAGUAUAAGGAGCAACACAAGGAAUACUUCGAUCAGAUAGUAGUACAAGUCCAACAAGCAGCCAAGGGAGAGGUCCUACGCCGUGAUGUACAGACAUAUAUUGAGGUCCGUAGGGGGAGUAUUGGGGUCACCCCUGCUAUCUCUAUAAUUCGAUGCAUCGAAGGCGUCGAGUUGCCAGAAAUGGUUGUCUCCCAUAGCUCUCUGCAAGAAUGCCGUCGAUUAUCGUCUGAGCUUGUAUUUAUGGUCAAUGAUAUCAUAUCAUACCGUAAGGAUCUAGAGUUGAGUGUCGACCAUAAUUUAAUCCCGCUCCUUGUGGAGCAGGGCAUGUCUGUCCAACAGUCUAUCGACAAAAUCGGUGCCAUGAUUGACGACUGUUACAAACGUUGGUACACCGCGCUUGCUGAACUGCCUUCCUAUGGCGAAAAGGUAGAUAGGGAAGUACUCCUUUUUAUCGAGAUUUGUCGUAAUGUUGCCCUUGGUAAUUUGUACUGGAGCUUCAAGACAGCUCGAUAUCUUGACUCAGAGGAGGGCCAGAAUGUACACGAGACGCGAAUACUAUAUCUUCCCUAUUAA
Molecule: messenger RNA, 1020 nt
Organism: Daldinia vernicosa
Lineage: Eukaryota; Fungi; Ascomycota; Sordariomycetes; Xylariales; Hypoxylaceae
Product: terpenoid synthase
Exons: 7
Coding region: 1-1020 (339 amino acids)
Source: RefSeq, a predicted model, not a curated record